AUUUAGUAAAAGAAAAAGAAAAAGAACUGAUCAAAGCCGGCAAUUCUCUCUCCGAUCUCUCUCUCUCUCUCCAUGGCGAAAUCGUCCAUGGCGUCGUUGCUGAAAGCGUACUGGCUCCCCCUGAUUCUCUUGGCGUCCUCCGUGGUCUACCAGCUCUUCAUCCUCCCUCGUUCCUACCCUCCCUCUCACUACGACGUUUUGGGGAUCAAGAGGGACUCGUCUAUCGAGGAAGUCGCUGAAGCCUACGAGAAGCUCUCAUCCAAGUGGAAUGCUGGCGUGGAAGUUCCUCCUACCAUCGAUUUUGUGAAGAUUCGAUAUGCUUUUGAGCUGCUAACAAAUCCCUUAUGGAAGAGAAAUUAUGACCUAUUCAGUAUAGACGAGCACAUUCAUGUUAUUGAAAAUGCAAAGCCGCAACAUGCUGGGGCAAGUUUAUCUGAGAUUGAGCUUCCGUUGCUGGAGGCUACUUCCUUUGAUCCAGGAGAUGCUCCCAAUAUCAUCACCUCGGGAAACUUUUUUUCUAAGUUAGAGAAUGCAAAGGCAUUGCUAAUUCAGGUAUUUUCAGUUGGGAGCAACAGGUGUGCACAAUUUGCUAGUAACUGGGAAAGGAUUGCUGCUCUGUUGGAUGGGGUAGCAAAUACUGGACUGGUUGAGCUUGGAGAGGUUCAGCUUGCCAAGUACCUUGCUGAAAAGACAUUUACAGGGCAGCCUUCCUUUCCAAAUGGCUUGCCUUCACUCGUCGCAUUUCCCCCAAGAUGUAACUCUUCAACUUGUCUUCUUAGGUAUGAGGGGGAGCUAUCUGUUGAUGCUGUUACUGAUUGGGUUGCCACAACGAUCCUAGGUCUGCCUCGUAUUCCAUACUACUCAAAGGAUUCAUUGGAACAAGGUUUUCUGCGCAAAACCAGUCCCCACAAGGUGAGAGUCAUUCUCUUCUCAGAAACAGGGGUCCGUGCAACUCCAUUUGUGCGUCAAGUUGCUUUAAACUAUUGGCCUUAUGCUGCUUUUGCAUUUGUGCUGUGGAGAGAAGAGGAAUCUUCCUUUUGGUGGAAUGUGUUUGGAGUGGAAUCUGCACCCGCAAUUGUAUUUUUGAGGGAACCUGGCGUCAAACCUGUUGUGUACCAUGGACCUGGCAACAACUCAUGGUUUGUAAAUCUCAUGGAACAGAAUAAACAUCAUGUGCUACCCCAGUUGAGGAGUUUGACAUCCAUGGAGCUGGGCUGUGAUGCACAUGGUUAUUCUCGUGCUGGAAACGAAACCUCGAUUUGGUAUUGUGUUAUUCUAGCAGGAAGACAAAGCCCUGAACUCCACAAAAUGCGUGAAACGGUGCGCAGCAUCCAAGAAAUACUUUCAACCGAUGGUGUGUUACAUUCUGUUGAUCAAGAUCAGCUGCCAGCACCACCGGCUGCUGCGCUAAAGGAAAAGCGGUUGACAUUUACUUGGCUAGAUGGGGAAGCCCAACAAAAAUAUUGUUUUUUCAUCAUUCAAACGGCGAGCAGCUAUGAAACAUGUGGAACUAGGAGGGAUAUAACAGAUGUACCACAGUUGCUUAUUGUACGUUACAAAAGGAAUGCUAGUGAAGAUAGUAUUAAAAUUGAUAGAAAGCCAAAAAACAUAUUGGAGGCAUUUCAUGAUGAUGAUGUGGAUCCUGCAUCACAACUUGUGGCGAGGUAUAAUGGUUCGGAAGAAAUUCCAGAGAUCAUCAAGUGGAUCUCUCAAAUAAUAGAAGAUGGCGACUCUAAGGAUCUCCCAUUUUUUAGAACAAAAGCUCCUGCACUUGUUCCUGAAGAUGCAGAUCCCAUUUGGUCUGUUGGUGCCAGAAGCAUUCUAUCAAAAGGAACAGGCAUGAAACAGAAAAUUGGUGGAAUUGUCAAGGGAAUCCACAGUCGUCUUGGAGAUCCAAGGAUUGGCCCAGUCUUGCUUCUGGGGGCGUUAAUGUCUUUUGGUAACAUCUGGCUGCGAAGGAGCCAAUCAACUCCUCCAAGUCAGUCAAAUCAAGAAGCUCAGCCGAGUAGAACAGACGGAGACGGACCAAAGCGGAGACGCAACCCAACAACUACGUCAAACCAAGAUCUUCCCCCUUCCAUCACUGACAUGGAACCAAAAGAUGCGUACCAGAUGCCAUUAUCAGAUUCAGACUAGGAGAGUAGAUGCCUGGAUGGUGUUUUAUUUAACCUCAUCGGGCAAUGCCCUAGGCUUCUCAGAAAGAAAAGAUCAAAACAUGCUCUAGGGUUCUCUGGUUCAUAUUUUCUUGCUGAAUGCAAAUUACUGAUAUUGGUUAUGGAAAUAAACAUGUUCAGGGUUUGGGGGGAGAAAAGAUGCAAGAAUUGUGGACUGCAUUAUUGAGGAUGUAUUUCAAGCUGAAAUAGUUUUUUGAUAGCUAAUCUGAUAUGCUUUCGCAUCUCAA
Rhododendron vialii is the source of this 2401-nucleotide messenger RNA. RefSeq lists its product as uncharacterized. The transcript has 20 exons. Lineage: Eukaryota; Viridiplantae; Streptophyta; Magnoliopsida; Ericales; Ericaceae. The record is from RefSeq and is a predicted model, not a curated record. Bases 73 to 2136 code for a protein of 687 amino acids.